Messenger RNA from Theobroma umbraticum, 2064 nucleotides. Its product is annotated as ATP synthase subunit beta, mitochondrial. The record is from RefSeq and is a predicted model, not a curated record. Gene Ontology annotation, molecular function: proton-transporting ATP synthase activity, rotational mechanism; ATP hydrolysis activity; ATP binding. Gene Ontology annotation, biological process: proton motive force-driven mitochondrial ATP synthesis; proton transmembrane transport. Lineage: Eukaryota; Viridiplantae; Streptophyta; Magnoliopsida; Malvales; Malvaceae. Gene Ontology annotation, cellular component: proton-transporting ATP synthase complex.
AAUCUCUCUCUCCCUCUCCCGAAAAAGCUCUUCUCAUCAAACCCUAGCAUCUCUCUCGAAGCCCUAAUCUAUGGCUUCACGUCGAGUCCUCUCUUCUCUCCUUCGCUCUACGUCUCGCCGAUCUCUCUCCAAAUCUUCAAGCCCUAACCCUCGCCUGCUUUCACCUUCGCCCACACGCCGCCCUUCUCCAUGCGGGUACUUCCUCACGCGCGUAGCUGAUUACGCCACAUCUGCGGCUGCAGCCGCUUCUCCUGCUCCGUCGCAGCCUCCUCCUGCCAAGAAAGGGGGCGGAGGGAAGAUCACCGAUGAGUUCACUGGAGCAGGAGCCAUCGGUCAGGUUUGUCAAGUGAUCGGUGCCGUUGUUGAUGUGAGAUUCGAUGAAGGUUUACCUCCAAUUUUGACGGCUCUUGAAGUGAUGGACCACUCGAUCCGGCUUGUGCUGGAAGUGGCUCAGCACUUGGGUGAGAACAUGGUUAGGACCAUUGCUAUGGAUGGGACGGAGGGACUUGUUAGAGGGCAGCGCGUGCUCAACACCGGAUCUCCUAUCACUGUGCCUGUUGGUAGAGCUACUUUAGGUCGCAUCAUAAAUGUUAUUGGAGAGCCUAUUGAUGAGAAAGGCGAACUCAAAACCGACCACUACUUGCCCAUUCAUAGAGAAGCACCAGCUUUUGUUGAUCAAGCUACUGAACAGCAGAUCCUUGUCACUGGUAUUAAGGUUGUUGACCUCCUUGCACCAUAUCAAAGAGGAGGAAAGAUUGGGCUUUUUGGUGGUGCUGGUGUAGGCAAGACAGUGCUUAUUAUGGAACUUAUCAACAAUGUUGCCAAAGCUCAUGGUGGUUUCUCAGUGUUUGCUGGUGUUGGAGAACGAACUAGAGAGGGUAAUGACUUGUACAGGGAAAUGAUUGAGAGUGGUGUCAUUAAGCUAGGUGACAAGCAGUCUGACAGCAAGUGCGCUCUUGUCUAUGGUCAAAUGAAUGAGCCCCCUGGUGCCCGUGCUCGUGUUGGCCUUACUGGUUUGACUGUGGCUGAACACUUCCGUGAUGCUGAAGGGCAGGAUGUGCUUCUCUUUAUUGACAACAUUUUCCGUUUUACUCAGGCAAACUCUGAAGUGUCUGCUUUGCUUGGUCGUAUUCCAUCUGCUGUCGGUUACCAACCGACUUUGGCUACAGAUCUUGGAGGUCUUCAAGAGCGUAUUACCACCACAAAGAAAGGUUCUAUCACUUCCGUGCAAGCUAUUUAUGUCCCUGCUGAUGACUUGACAGAUCCUGCUCCUGCAACAACCUUUGCUCACUUGGAUGCAACAACUGUGUUGUCUAGGCAGAUCUCUGAGCUUGGUAUUUACCCUGCUGUGGAUCCAUUGGAUUCUACAUCUCGUAUGCUUUCCCCUCAUAUUUUGGGUGAGGAACACUACAAUACUGCACGUGGUGUGCAGAAGGUUCUCCAAAACUACAAGAACUUGCAAGAUAUUAUUGCCAUUUUGGGGAUGGAUGAACUUAGUGAAGAUGAUAAGUUGACUGUUGCACGUGCUCGUAAAAUCCAAAGGUUUUUGAGCCAGCCUUUCCAUGUGGCAGAAGUGUUCACUGGUGCUCCUGGCAAGUAUGUUGAGUUGAAGGAGAGCAUUGGCAGCUUCCAGGGAGUGCUGGAUGGAAAGUAUGAUGACCUUCCAGAGCAGUCUUUUUACAUGGUUGGAGGGAUUGAGGAAGUCAUUGCUAAGGCAGAUAAGAUUGCCAAGGAGUCUGCUGCCUAAUUAAUCUUUUUACAUGCCUUUCUUGUCUCCUUCUGGAUAGUUGCGAAAAUAAUCUAGGUGGUGUUGGCAAUGCCAGCAACAGGACGUUCAUUUUUUGAGAUCAAAUGUACCAGGAUGUUUUUGGUUUAUGUUUUGAUGAUGUUACUCCAGAGUGUGAAAGAGAUAUAGGAUUGGGGGGGCGUGUUCUGCCAAGCCCGCUUUUUUCUUGUUAUUUAAUAAGGGGAAAUAGAAGGCGGAUGUGUACAUUUUUCCGACAAAACGCUGGAUGCUCAAGUUCAUAUUUCGAUAUUGCAUUUGGUUCUCGUGUUUUCUUCAAA